AUGAUAUCUAGUCAACACCGUCUAAGUACGCAACCUGCAAUUCGCGCGUACGAAGCGUUUUCCGCUCCUGGUUUUAGCUUUAAUUCAAAGCUAUUAAACGAAGCUUUCGGUGGCACUGGGUUGAAGCGAGGAUUUGUGUCUGAAAUAUGCGGUGCUCCUGGCAUGGGUAAAACGAGCCUUUCUUUAGUUCUCACCGCAAAUGCACUGCUUUCAGGAACCAAAGUCCUUUGGAUAGAGACGUGUCAUCCUAUCCCAUUGUCCCGUUUGCGAUAUAUGUUGCAAAGUCAAGUCCCAUCGUCUCAGGAGGAAGACAAUUUUAGUACGUUGGACGAGUACUUGCAACUCUUAGAUGUUUAUUAUGCUCCUUCUUUGGCAAACUUGUUGGUAUAUUUGAAAACUUUCGAUGAUGAUUUGAAACAAGAUGAUAUCGGUUUAAUCAUUAUCGACAACUUGUCUAUGCCUAUUCAAUUGGCCUUUCCUACGUGCCCAGAUGACUAUGCAUAUUUGAGGCAGCGUCGAAGUACCAGCUCACGGAAGACCUCAAUGGAAUCUUUGGGCAAGGAGAAUAUGGAUUCCGGCCUUGAAAAAGAAGUUGCUUCCAAAGAACUGAUUGAUCCCUUCCCCAGUUCCCAAACAAAUCUCAACAAACGAAAACGUGUUGUUGGAGAUAUCAAUUCUAUGCUAAGUAGAAUUUCGGCCGCAUACCAAAUAGCUAUACUUGUCACUACCCAAAUGACCUCGAAAGUGGUGUCCGGUAUGGGUGCAAAACUUAUCCCAUUUUUAAGCACUAAUUGGCUUGAUAAGGUGUCUUCUCGCUUAGUUCUGUAUUGUCGGCAUCCUAUGGAAAAUGACAAGUUCGAUGGCAAUUUUGAAUCGAAUAUCAGUCAUCAGUCACUACGUUAUGCUUACAUGGCAAAACAAUUGCCAGGCACCUCUAUUGAUUCUGAACUUUUAUUCUAUGUUACAGAGAAUGGGUUAAUGGAUUGUCGGAGCUUACCAAUAAACAGCUCGCAACGCAGGAAACGUAGCUUAAUGGAGACAGACUUAUGA
Molecule: messenger RNA, 1050 nt
Organism: Schizosaccharomyces osmophilus
Lineage: Eukaryota; Fungi; Ascomycota; Schizosaccharomycetes; Schizosaccharomycetales; Schizosaccharomycetaceae
Gene: rad55
Product: DNA recombination mediator, RecA family ATPase Rad55/Rhp55
Exons: 2
Coding region: 1-1050 (349 amino acids)
Biological process (GO): reciprocal meiotic recombination; DNA repair; meiotic DNA recombinase assembly
Cellular component (GO): Rad51B-Rad51C-Rad51D-XRCC2 complex; replication fork; Rad51C-XRCC3 complex
Molecular function (GO): crossover junction DNA endonuclease activity; four-way junction DNA binding; ATP-dependent DNA damage sensor activity
Source: RefSeq, a predicted model, not a curated record